AAGGAGAAAUAAGAGUGUGAAAGAGAAACGGAGAUGACAGCUGAGACAAAGGAACAAAAGUUGUAACUGCACUUUCUCUCCCACACACUUCUGACAGGUGAUGUGCGUUAAAGCUCUCUCUGCCUGCACGUUAGGCACUCCUGGCUUCAACUGUAUCUGCUAGAAAGGUGAUCGUUCAUGGCGUCCUUCAUCUUCCACAUCAUCAGCAGCCUCGCCGUCCUCCUAUGGUUAUCGCUCAUUAUCUGUGGAAAUACACAAGAGCCUGUUCUGGACUGUAUUCCGUCUCUCAGAGUUCCUCGGAACACAGUGUGGAAAUUUCCUGAAAAAGAGACUCUGAAGAUCAACUGUACUGUUAUCACUGAAUCACACUGUUGGAAGAACUUAUCAGUGUCAUGGUGUAAAAUUGAAGACACUGAUCACUGCAGACCUUUGAAUCAGUGCAAUUACACUGCAACAGAAUGGAGGAAUUUUACUGAGAAUGAAAGAAUGUUUUUUCUGAUUUUCUGGAGUUUAUCUCUGCAGGAUGCUGGACUUUACAGGUGUAAAUCUGAUGGACCUGUAGCCACUACAAGCCAUACUAUCAAUGUUACUGUUACAGCUUCUAAAACAUACAUUGACGUUGUCAGCAAUGAAAACAGGACAACAAACAGUUCUAUAAGUGAGCCUUCAGACAGUCCAAUGAGUGAGCUGUGGCCGUACGUCUAUAUCUGCAGUGGAAUUGCUGGGCUGGUCCUCAUAGUGCUGGUUGUGGCUCUACUCAUCAUCCAGUGCCGAGGACCGAAACAAUCCAGGAAAGAGAAAACAGCUGACAGUCAGUCGAACGCGAGCCAAAUGCCUCCUUUUACUCCACCUGUACAUGAGAACAUAAGUCAAGGCAACACCCACAGUCUUCCAGCCCAACUCAACCCACCAUCACCCUGCAUCUACGAUAAUGCUCCUAUUAGAGUGUCAUCUCAGAGAGACGGCCCUUCCAGAAGAUAUCCAGCCAAUCACAUGGCAAAGCCAGGCCAGAACCAUGACCGCUUCAACAUGGAGGUAGAGGAAGAGGAGGAUCCUCUGGUUUACGCUUCUCUGAAUCACAAGGCUUUGUCACGGGGGCAAGUUCGAAUCAGUCAUCCAGAGGAGACCUCCGAAUACUCCGCCAUUCGGCUCUCCUAACUAUUAAUGUUGCAUGGACCUUUUAGGCUGACCUGAGAACAGUUUUGUGUUUUCUUUUAUAGUGGUUAGGGUUUCGAUUCAAAUAAGAGUAGCUGGUCCUGGAUCAGAACUGUGAAUUGUGCACUUAUUCUACAAGAACUGUCAAAGACUGUUCAUCCACACACUGAGCAACUGUGAUGGAACCUCAUUGCAUAGAACAUUCAUGUGUUUUGUACAUAAAGGCAGCAAUUUUACGAC
Molecule: messenger RNA, 1395 nt
Organism: Colossoma macropomum (tambaqui)
Lineage: Eukaryota; Metazoa; Chordata; Actinopteri; Characiformes; Serrasalmidae
Exons: 6
Coding region: 178-1158 (326 amino acids)
Biological process (GO): immune response-regulating cell surface receptor signaling pathway
Cellular component (GO): plasma membrane
Molecular function (GO): signaling receptor activity
Source: RefSeq, a predicted model, not a curated record